GCAGCUGUGUCAAGGUGUGGUCACCGCUCAGAUCUCCCAGUAUGCUUCAUCUAUACGUGCCAAAUGCGUAUAGGGCUGUCCAAUCAACAACUGUACCCUCAUCGGACCCCCAGGAGUCAGAGGAUCUCCUGGAAGUCCAGGAAAACCGGUGCUAAAGGUCUAAAAGGACAGAGAGGUGAACCUGUAAUAGGUCUACCAGGACAUGAUGGUCACCAAGAUCUCAGAGGACUGCCAAGCCAUCCAGCAGAGCCAAAAGAUGGAAUUGAUGGGCUGCGAGGACCCUGUGGGUUUCCCAGGCCUGUGGAUCAACCUGGCAUGGUCGGCGAUGCAGGAAUACCUGGCAUGUGCGAGGCACGAGACUGCAGCAUUCAUGCGCCUGUAGUGCGCAAAGAGAUGGGAUUGGUUAAAGGCCCUCUCAGCUAGGCCUGACAACAGGGACGAAUGUGAGUGACCCGGGACAGGAGAUAAUCUCCAGCAGAGG
Messenger RNA from Sinocyclocheilus grahami, 481 nucleotides. Its product is annotated as collagen alpha-2(IX) chain-like. NCBI's taxonomy places the organism in Eukaryota, Metazoa, Chordata, Actinopteri, Cypriniformes, Cyprinidae. The transcript is spliced from 3 exons. The record is from RefSeq and is a predicted model, not a curated record. The coding region runs from base 64 to 423 and encodes 119 amino acids.